CGUCACCGCGUGUUCCACGGCCGUGUCGCCGUCGUCCGCGUUACCUACGGCCGCGGAGGGGAGCGUGGCGAUUCGCGUUCCGGUGCGUGCGUGCGCGCGAGCGCGCGCGUCCGUGAAGAAUGAACCCCCGUCGCCUUGGGCCGGUCCUCCCGACCAUUCAACAGGUCGCCAUUGGUCAACCGGUGACCGGGUGGAAAACCCACGGCCGCGCGGGUGGGGGGCCCGGCGGGCCGCCCUUACGACCGCCACCGUUAACGUCGCCGCCGCCACUCGGUCCAUCGUCCAGACUUAAAUGUCCACCGGAGUCAGGUGGCAUCUCAGUUGAUCGUUUUCGGUCGACGAUGGUAUCCCGGUGGUCAUUCUCGUAUAUAAUAUAACAACAACAAUAAUAAUAACAACAACAACACGACGACGACGACGACCACGAUCACAACGCCGACGCCGGCGACGACGACGACGACGACGACGACGAUAUAUCCCCGCGUUUGCGCUACGUAUUGCUACAGUCCGUCCGCGCUCGCCACUCGACGUACGUACAUGGUAAACGCGACCGAACGUUUCCAAUAAAAUAUUAAUAUUAAUUCGUCGAUAAGUUUUUAUUAAUUUUAUUUUUUACAUUUUCAUUGUUUACUCCGUAUCGCGCGUAUGUUAAAUCGAAAAAAAAUUUGUUCGUCCGUGUUUUAGUAUACUAUUAUUAUUAUUAUUAAUAUUACUGUUGUUUUUAUCUCUUUAUAAUUGCUUGCGGGUUUUUUUUUGUUUGUUUUUUUUUUUACUUUCUGUUUAAAUCGAUAUAUAUCGAUACCGCACCGCGAACACUCGCCGGUAUAACGUCUCUCUUGGUGCGCGUGUGAUUAUAAUAUUAUAAAAUAAUCGUCGGUGCACGUACGCUUAAAACGCAAACAAAUACACUACGGAGACGUCAAAGGUUUCUAGCCCGAGUGCGUGUACUUUAUUUAUUUUUCUCUCGCGACGCGAUUUCGGAUGGUUGUUUUUCGCUGUGAUCCAUUUCACGCCGUUCCGUACCCAAUGGAGUCGUAUAGAGGAGCAGGAUGCGUUGACUGUUAUCGGGAACACUGCAGGCAACAAAUGCCCUCGAUUCGGGUCCCGUCGUUCACCACGACGCCCGCGGACAGGCGACGGUAUUCGUCGCAGCAUCAACAUCAUCAUCGCCGCGGUAAUCCAACCGCCUCGCGAAGACUAGAUUUCGCCCGCCAUUCGUGUCGACUUUUCAUCGCCGGUUCGUUCGUCAUCGGACUGAUAUUGGUACCGUGCGCCAUGUCCUCUCCCAUCAAAUCGCAGUACUCGCAGCACCAACAAGACCAUGGCGAUGAUGAUGGCGAACAGCAGCAGCAGGAGAUGUUGAUGUUGACCGAUCCGCCGUUCUGGCACAACCCGUGCGGCAUGCAGAUCACGUACGAGGGUAGCGGCAGCGGUACCAUCGCCGGCAGCGGUGUCGGCCACGAUAUGAUGAUGAUGGAAUCCGACUCGGCAAUGAGGCGCGAAGAGGACAUCAUCGACGGCAUCGUGUUGUCCGCCAAACAAGCCCUAUCGCAGGCCGAACAGUUUGCCGGAUCGUUCGUGGUCGGAACGUUUCACGUAGACGUCAAAAAAUUUCACGACGUGUGGAAAGACACUACGCUCGAGUGGCUGCAGCAAGCCGAGUACAUGCCCAAAAAAUUGAACGUGCCAUUGACAAAAUCCUAUCUGGAUAAGCUGACGUUCAAAGACGUUCUGCCCGCCGUUUACGUGGGCAUGCAAAACCUGGCAGUGGGCUUGGAACAAGUGGCUUGGGACCAGGAUCGGGAAAGGCUGUCGUUCGCAAAAGACUUCAAAAACAUCACGUUUCAACUAAGAGCCAUUUUGUGCGAAAUGUCGAUGGCCAUUUCCGAGAUGAAUGAGACCGAACCACGCGUGUCCAGAAAUAUUAUGCCGAUGAGGUUGAGGGUCUCACGGGACAACAGGUCGUUGAGAGAUUGGCUGAUCUUGCGCGAGUACAUCACCAGUCUACAAUAUGUGAUCGAAGUAUUCGUACAUCUCAAGUCGAGGAGAUAAUAGACGCGCACGUCUAUCUCGCCACCGCUGUGUCGGACAUCAUCACCGUACUCUAUACUUACGUAUACGUAUUUUCUACAUAUUGCGUGUAUCAACUUAUCCGUUGCUUUUUUCGCACGUCAUUGUGUUCUAUACAUAAUAUUAUCAUAAUAUCGUAGACGAUGACAUAGACGCCACUGCGCACGUAUACAUAGAUUUAAGCAUUUACAAUUACGUUAUUAUCGUUAUCAUCAUUAUUAUCGUUGAUGUUAUUAUUAACAUAAUAUUGCAUUUAAAAUCGAUUAUUAUCAUGAUUUUCGUCGGAUAUCUACCAUCACGACUCUGUAUCCUACUUAUCGUCCGCAAACGUAUUUUUCCACUGAGUGGUGCCAUCCGCAAUGUUUUAUUAUUAUACCCACAAGUCAUUUCUCGUUCGUUUAUAUCUCACGUUUAUAGUUAUAAGACAUUAUUGAAUUAUAUAUUUCCCUGAAUUGGAUGUGACUCGCGUCGUACGUGUACGUAUGGUAUGUAUUUGUUUUUUUCUACGCAUCGCGCGCGUAUAAACUAUUAUAAUAUUAUCAACUAUUUCUUUUGGUAGACUAAUUAUUUUUUAGUGUUAACGGUUUUUAUUUAUUUAUUUAUUUAUUUGGUACCUCUGCGUACUCGGACUGUUAUUUACACGUUGUAUAAAUGUUUAUCGAAUUGUUUUCCUGGCAAUCUAUCGUACAGUAACGACACGUGUCUAGUUUGUUAAAGUCAUUGUAGUUAUUAUUACAUUAUGAUUAUUAUAAUUUAUAUUAUUAUCAUAUAAUAUCUAAUCGUUACGAUAUUUGACCUCUUACCUCUUAUCUUCUUCCUCACUUAUAUUUAUUUAUAUAUUAAGAUUAUACUGCUGUAAACAGUAUUAAUCAUACUGCAUGUUUGU
Sipha flava (yellow sugarcane aphid) is the source of this 2956-nucleotide messenger RNA. RefSeq lists its product as uncharacterized. The transcript is spliced from 4 exons. The record is from RefSeq and is a predicted model, not a curated record. Lineage: Eukaryota; Metazoa; Arthropoda; Insecta; Hemiptera; Aphididae. The coding region runs from base 982 to 2052 and encodes 356 amino acids.